GAAUAAAGAUAAAACAAGAGAAAAUACAGCGAAUUUGAACAAAUUUGCUUUAAAAUCAAACGUGAAAAUUAUCAACAAAAUUUUGCGCCCGAUUGAAAAAGAGCCGAUUGAGAGAGAGUCUACGUAUAUAGCAGAGGUACUGAUCCAAUCGAUAAAAUGACUAUAUCUUUACGAUGUAAAUAAGAAAUACCAAACAUAACAGGAAGUGGUGGUAAAUGCCUUCCUUAGAAAACUGCUGUCAAUUGGUAAUACCUCCCUCAGGAACUACUACUAUUAUUAGUUGUCCAGGAUCCCACUUAUUAUGGGUGGAGCUUAAAUGGUCUUGGCAUUAAAAUAAAUCAAGUCACAGCUUUACAUUAUUUCUUUUCCCAGUAAAUUUACGUUUCGAUAGAGGCCAAGAAACCAGGGAAAAUGGAAAAACUGUAAUCCUGUUAACUUUUGAAUUUUUUUUUUAUUUUUUACGUCAUUUUAAGGGGCGUGGCCUAAUUUUUAAUUUGUGUUGAAUGCAAAAAAGGAAGGGAAGCCUCAAAGGUGGGAAAAGUUAAAAUAUGUAUUUUGCAAAGUAUUUUGUAAUUCAAAAGCUCAGAGAUAUCAUGUACGAUUUUUCCUUAUUAAAAAUGCAUGUGUUUUCUAUUUGCAAAAUUUAAUAGAUUUUUUUGGCUUUUCAUUUAUUCCUAAGUGGUUAUUCAUAAGCAAAUAGAGUGGCUCGAGUUUCCGGUUCCUCGAAAAAAUGUAUGGGUUCCCUGAGUUCCCUGUGAGUUCCCUGAAAAAAUGUGUGAGUUCCCCGGAUUCCCUGAAAAAAUACAUAGGUUACCCGGGUUCCCUAAAAAAAUACAUGGGUUCCCCGUGAGUUCCCUAAAAAAAAUGUAAGAGUUCCCCGGGUUCCCUGAAAAAAUACAUGGGUUCCCCGUGAGUUCCCUAAAAAAAUGUAAGAGUUCCCCGGGUUCCUUGAAAAAACACAUGGGUUCCCCGGGUUCCCUGAAAAAAUGUAUGGGUUCCCCAGGUUCCCCGUGAGUUUUCUGAAAAAAUGUGUGAGUACCCCGAGUUCCCCGGGUUCUCUGAAAAAAAUACAUGGGUUCCCCGGAUUCUCUUAAAAAAAUACAUGGGUUCCCCGUGAGUUCCCUAAAAAAAUGUAAGAGUUCCCCGGGUUUCUUGAAUAAAUACAUGGGUUCCCCGGGUUCCCUGAAAAAAUGUAUGGGUUCCCCGUGAGUUCUCUGAAAAAAUGUGUGAGUACCCCGAGCUCUUCGUGAGCUCCCCGAGUUCCCCGGGUUCCCUGAAAAAAUACAUGGGUUCCCGGGUUCCCUAAAAAAAAAUACAUGGGUUCCCCGUGAGUUCCCUAAAAAAAAUAUAAGAGUUCCCUGGGUUCCCUGAAAAAAUACAUGGGUUCACCGGGUUCCCCGUGAGUUCCCUGAAAAAAUGUGUGAGUACCCCAAAUUCUUCGUGAGCUCCCCGAGUUCCCUGUGAGUUCCCCGGGUUCCCAGAAAAAAUACAUGGGUUCCUCGGGUUCCCUAAAAAAAACAUAUGGGUUCCCCGUGAGUUCCCUACAAAAUAUAAGAGUUCCCCGGGUUCCCUGAAUAAAUACAUGGGUUCGCCGGGUUCCCUGAAAAUAAGUAUGGGUUCCCCGUGAGUUCUCUGAAAAAAAUGUGUGAGUACCCCGAGUUCUUCGUGAGCUCCCCGAGUUCCCCGCGGGUUCCCUGAAAAAAUGUGUGAGUUCCCCGGGUUCCCUGAAAAAAUACAUGGGUUCCCGGGUUCCCUAAAAAAAAAUACAUGGGUUCCCCGUGAGUUCCCUAAAAAAAAUAUAAGAGUUCCCUGGGUUCCCUGAAAAAAUACAUGGGUUCACCGGGUUCCCCGUGAGUUCCCUGAAAAAAUGUGUGAGUACCCCAAAUUCUUCGUGAGCUCCCCGAGUUCCCUGUGAGUUCCCCGGGUUCCCAGAAAAAAUACAUGGGUUCCUCGGGUUCCCUAAAAAAACAUAUGGGUUCCCCGUGAGUUCCCUACAAAAUAUAAGAGUUCCCCGGGUUCCCUGAAUAAAUACAUGGGUUCGACGGGUUCCCUGAAAAUAAGUAUGGGUUCCCCGUGAGUUCUCUGAAAAAAAUGUGUGAGUACCCCGAGUUCUUCGUGAGCUCCCCGAGUUUCCCGCGGGUUCCCUGAAAAAAUGUGUGAGUUCCCCGGGUUCCCUGAAAAAUACAUGGGUUCCCCGGGUACCCUUAAAAAAAUACAUGGGUUCCCCGUGAGUUCCCUAAAAAAAAUGUAAGAGUUCCCCGGGUUCCCUGUAAAAAUACAUGGGUUCACCGGGUUCCCCGUUAGUUCCCUGAAAAAAUGUGUGAGUACCCCAAAUUCUUCGUGAGCUCCCCGAGUUCCCCGGGUUCCUAGAAAAAAAAUGGGUUCCCUCCCCGGGUUCCCUGAAAAAAAUGUAUGGGUUCCUCGGGUUCCCUUGUCAGAUGGGCUCGAGUUCCCCGAAGUGAGUUACCCCUUGUUUAUUCUCUGGUCCCAUUUUUUCGAUAAAUUGACGUACUGCUUUUGGAUACCGACUUCUGAAGUUUAGUUAGUGAUUCAGUGAGAAUAUCAAACUGCCCCGCUGUCCUAUAUAUUCACUAACUUCAUACUAGUGAAAGAUUUAUAUCGUCUCUAAAGUGGUUGUGGAAUUCUUGUGGGGAGUAUAAUUUUUAUAAUAAUCCUAUUUAUUUUUUGGCUAUGUCGUCAUGUGAAAUUCAUUAAAAUCUUGGACACGAUUGAGAGAAAGAUGAAAAUUUGCCGAGAAGAACUGCCAAUUGCAUAAUGCCUAAUUAUUAAGCUCUAUGACUAAAUAAAUUGAUCUAUUUUUUAGUGGUUUUCUUUGUGGGUUUAUUGGUAUCUUUUUGUGAGUUUAUAUUACCUAAAAUUAUCUAUUAAUUUAACUGUAUAUUUUCUGAAGCGAGAGAGUUAAAAAACAGUCUUGUCGAUGAAUUCAUUGUAAAAGAAAACUAGUGAUAAAAAUGCAUGUUAAAAACGUCCAAGAGGCAAAAAUUUAUGUCAUUCUAGUGGAAGAGAAAUUGUUGACAAAUUAUAGUAAACCAAAAUUGAACUUUUGUUGUUUUAUUCAAGGGAUUUAAUCCAAAAUCAAUCGAAUCAAUUUUUUCUGCACGAGUUUCUGCAUCUGGGAAAGUGACCGUUUGGCGCCAGAUUUGAAUUUAUCUGCAGGUGGGAUUUUUUUGGUGGGAAAAUCUUAGUUGAGAAAACCACCAAAAUGGCGAAGAAUCUGCAGUUAUUCUCCAUCCCUUUUGCGUGGUUGCACGGGAAAAGUUAUUUUUAAGUGAUUUAUUUGUAAAAUAUUGUGUAUUUGGUGAAAAUUCCUGUUGAUUGCCACUCGUGGAAGUAAUGGAGCCAUUUACGUGUUUCAUGGAAUUUCGAUCGUACAUCGAUGAACUGUACUCGAAUGACUACCAAAAGUGUCAGGAGGCGAUGGUCUGCCUGAAGAAUGCCGUGAUCGGGAGCAACAAACAGAAGGCUUCGGUGGUGUCUCAGGGUAUUGUGCCAAGGCUCAUAGCACUCCUCACGGAUGAAACUGUACCCCUGGCACUACGCUGUGAUGCUGGCAUUGUCAUUGGUUCUCUAGCAAAGGGAGCCAAUGAUCAGGUGCGUCAAUUGAUCCUGUAUGGCACAAUUCACGUCCUCCUGCAACUGAUCAUGAAGAAGAACAGCGAGAAGCAACUCGUUGAGAUCUGCCUGAGAGCCCUUCGGUCCAUCUACCAGUAUCGUUAUGCUCCGACAGAUGUUCUUCACUCCAACAAUGGGACACUCACCUAUCUCAUAGCAGAUUUAGCAUCGCCCAAUAGUUCCAUCGAGUGCCAAUCGUGUAUAGCUAACAUCCUGGUGCCCAUUUGUCACUCCUACAUUGAGCAGAUGCUUCUGUGCCAGGCUGGAGCUAUUCCUCUCUUGGCACGCCUCAUCACUUCCAACCACCUGGUGUUGCAGACGCCGGCACUCAAGUGUCUGGCAUCGAUGUGCUUUACCAAUCGGGCGGUGUCUGACAUCGUGUGCGCCACUAGUCAUGACGACGAGAUGAUCCCCGACAUUCUUACGCGAUUGACGUCACGUUCUCGGCCCGUGGAGGUGCAACUGACAGCUGCAAGGUGCCUCACGUACCUCCAUCGGUCGGGAUCUCUCAAUUCCAACGACAGUCGGAUCGAAUUCAAGACAUUGCCUUGUCUGGCCAGGCUCUGCACUGAGGAGUUCGAUGAGGACACGAGAGCCACGGCAGCAGAGACACUGGCGUACUUGGCAGAGAUCGACUCGGAUCUUCAAAGAUUGGCAGCUAUUAGCAAUCAUCUGAUAAAUUCCCUGAACUCCCUGCUGCAGUGUACAUCAGCACUGCCACGGCAAGGGGCUUUUCGGUGUUUUGCUUCCCUGGGAGCUAAUGACGAAGAUAUCCGAAAGAGGAUUAUCGAAAUGGAUGGAUUGAUGGAGGAAGUUCUGGCUGGAUUGGGUGAUCACUGUCCGGAAGUGCGUCUGGCGGCUGUUCGAUGUUUGCAUUCACUCUCACGAUCAGUUCAGCAACUGCGGACAACAUUUCAGGAUCAUUCGGUGUGGCGUCCGUUGAUGGCUCUGCUGACGGGGCAGCCGACAAAUGAGCUACUUACCGUGGUCACAUCAACCAUUUGCAAUCUUUUACUCGAAUUUUCACCAGCAAAGGAACCUAUGUUAGAAUCUGGAGCUGUGGAGAUGCUGUGUGAACUGACGAGGAAUCAGGAUCCAGCAUUGAGGCUCAAUGGCAGCUGGGCACUCAUGAAUAUGGCUUUCCAGGCGGAGCAGCAUGUCAAGACGAAGAUAAUUAAUACCUUGGGAACAGAUAGGAUUUUUCAAUUGCUAGCCGAUUCGGACACGCGGGUGAUCAUGAAAACACUGGGACUUCUGAGGAAUUUGCUCAGUAACACCCUUCAUAUUGACAGCAUAAUGUCUGAGCACUCAGAAAAGGUGAUGCAGGCGGUGAAUCUGGUGCUAGAUUCGCAGCAUCCGAGUGAUGUGAAGGAGCAGGCAUUGUGUAUCAUUGGGAAUAUUGGGGCUGGGGCUCAGGCUACGGACUAUGUGAUGGAGGAUGAAAAUACGCUGAGGAAAUUGGGGGAGUUUCUCAUAAACAAAGAUGUGAAGUUGCAGGCGGGGGCGAGGUUUGCAAUUGGAAAUCUUUUACGGAAGAAUGACAUCACAGCUCCUGCCAGACGCAAUAGACUGAAGGAAUUGGGAAUACUCAAUCGAUUGGAGGAAUCAAGGCGGCAGGAGCUCUUCGGAACGCAUGUCUACGAUGAGAUCACUUCCCUGAUCCGGGAAUUUGACUACAUGACGUGAUGCGGCAAUUGGUGGCCGCCACUUGGGAGUUUCUACGUUGAUAAGGCAAACAAUCAAUCGAAAUCAUCUUCCUGCAAGUAUCAUUUUUUACUUCAAUUGUUUAUUAUUGUAAACAUAUUUUUAAUUUUUUUUAUUAUCUAGUCAUGCACACACACAAAUCUUUCAUUAUUUUUUUCGCAUUUUUAUCUUUCAUCUUCCAAUUUAAUAUUGUCUCAGUUUAUCAGAAUCACAAUCAUCCAUCAAAAAAAAAAAUCAUAAUCUAUCACGCAUUAAAUUCUUGUUAAAGGACAAAAAAAAAUCUUGAAAUGUUCAAAUGAAUCGACAAAUUUUGGAAUUAGAAUGAAAAGAGACUAUUUCAAAAUUUCGAAAAAAAAAUUAUUGUUAUUUAAACGGGAAACUCCCAUUAUUUUGUGACUGUUUUCUUUAUUAGAGUUUAUUAUUACAAAAGUAACACAAAAAGAGUUAUUUUUUGCUUCUUUCCAAAAAAAAAGUACACAUCCAACCUUUACACACAAUUUCUUUUUCCUGAAUUUUUGCAUGAAAACUUUUUAUAAAGAGUUUUGUCUCCCUCAAAAACAGAUUUAUAUAAUAAAUAUUUGCAAGGUGACACCAAUAAAAAAAAA
Messenger RNA from Phlebotomus papatasi, 5942 nucleotides. RefSeq names its product armadillo repeat-containing protein 8-like. Gene Ontology annotation, molecular function: protein binding. The record is from RefSeq and is a predicted model, not a curated record. The coding region runs from base 3355 to 5319 and encodes 654 amino acids. The transcript is spliced from 6 exons. Gene Ontology annotation, biological process: proteasome-mediated ubiquitin-dependent protein catabolic process. Gene Ontology annotation, cellular component: GID complex. NCBI's taxonomy places the organism in Eukaryota, Metazoa, Arthropoda, Insecta, Diptera, Psychodidae.